AUGUCGAAUUUGGACAUUCAGCGACUCUCAAAGAAGCACCCGGUGCUGAAGCCGUGGGACAUCGAGACCAUCGUCCAGAAGUUCAGCUCUCUGGACCUGGACGCCAACAAUGGCCUGAACCAGCGCAGCCUGGUCAAGGCGGUGCAGAGCAUUGAGCCCGAGCGCCAGUACGAUGAAAUCCGCGGAGCGCUGAAGCGUGUGGAGGUUAGCCGGCCCGACGUGGUGGAGCUGGACGAGUUUGUUGAGAUUGUUGCCCUGCUUCGUGAGGGCGACCAGGCCGGCGGUGCCGGGGCCAAGAAGGCCGCGCAGGCAUUCGAAGGAAUCACCAGCAACCGGGCAUACGAGAAGCGCACUAUCUUGAAGUCGCGGGAGAACGCCAGCUCGGCGCACACGAUCAACGAGGACGAGAGCGAGGAGUUCACGAACCACAUCAACUUUGCGCUGAACGGCGACAGCGACAUUGGGUACCGCCUGCCUAUCGACCCAAACACAAUGCAGCUGUUUGACGAAUGCCGCGACGGCCUCAUCCUCUCCAAGCUGAUCAACUACUCGUCGCCGGACACCAUCGACGAGCGCGUGCUGAACCGCGGCCGCAAGCUGUCGCCGUUCCAGGUCACCGAGAACAACAACGUGGUCAUCAACUCGGCCAAGGCCAUCGGCUGCAGCGUCGUCAACAUUGGCUCGCAGGACCUGGCUGAGGGCCGCGAGCACCUGAUUCUGGGCCUGAUCUGGCAGAUCAUCAAGAUUGGUCUGUUCGCAAACAUCGACAUCAAGCUGCACCCGGAGCUGUACCGCCUGCUCGAGGACGGCGAGACGCUCGAGGACUUUUUGAAGCUGCCGGCCGACGCCAUCCUGCUGCGCUGGUUCAACUACCACCUGGCGGCAGCAGGGUCCCACCGCCGUGUGUCCAACUUUAGCGGCGACAUCAAGGACAGCGAGAACUACACGGUUCUGCUAAGCCAGCUGGUGCCCGAGCAGUGCAACCGCGCGCCGCUGCAGGAGACUGACCCCAUGAAGCGCGCCGAGCUUAUGCUGCAGGGUGCUGAGCGCAUUGGGUGCCGCCGCUACGUCAGCCCCAAGACCAUUGUUAACGGUAACCCGAAGCUCAACCUGGCCUUCGUUGCACUGCUGUUCAACACACACCCGUGCCUGGCCCCGCUCGACCAGGAGGUGGACCAUGCCGAGCUCGACGAUUUCCUAGACGACAUGCAGUACGACCGCGAGGCGCGUGCCUUUGCGCUGUGGCUCAACAGCCUCAACGUCGACCCGUUCGUCAACUAUCUGUUUGAGGACGUCAAGGACGGACUGGUGCUGCUGCAGGCAUUCGACAAGAUCUUCCCUGGCUCUGUCAACUGGAAGCGUGUCAACAACCGCCGCCCGCUGAUGCGGUUCAAGCAGCUCGAGAACACCAACAUGAUUGUCGACAUGGGCAAGGCCCACCGCUUCUCACUCGUCGGUAUCCAGGGCGCCGACAUCACCGAUGGCACACCGACGCUGGUGCUGGCCCUUGUGUGGCAGCUGAUGCGUGCCAACAUCAUCCAGACCCUAGCCUCGCUCUCUGCCAAUGGCGGCCGAGAGGUCACAGACCGCGACAUGGUCAGCUGGGCCAACCAGACCGCUGCCAAGAGCGGGACUGCGGCGCCCAUCAGGUCGUUCAGCGACUCGUCGCUGGCUACCGGCCGCUUCCUGCUCGACGUUGUGAAUGGCAUGAAGCCUGGAAUCGUCGACCCGCAGCUGGUCACCGCAGGCCAGAACGAGGAUGACCAGAAGAUGAACGCAAAGUACGCCAUCUCGAUUGCGCGCAAGCUGGGCGCAACCAUCUUCCUCCUGCCCGAGGAUAUCGUCGAGGUCAAGCCCAAGAUGAUCCUGACAUUCAUUGGCUCGCUGAUGGCGGUCCAGCACUAG
Molecule: messenger RNA, 1905 nt
Organism: Linderina pennispora
Lineage: Eukaryota; Fungi; Kickxellomycota; Kickxellomycetes; Kickxellales; Kickxellaceae
Product: putative SAC6-actin filament bundling protein, fimbrin
Exons: 3
Coding region: 1-1905 (634 amino acids)
Biological process (GO): actin filament network formation; actin filament bundle assembly
Cellular component (GO): actin filament bundle; cytoplasm; actin filament
Molecular function (GO): actin filament binding
Source: RefSeq, a predicted model, not a curated record